Messenger RNA from Aspergillus ochraceoroseus IBT 24754, 729 nucleotides. RefSeq lists its product as uncharacterized. Lineage: Eukaryota; Fungi; Ascomycota; Eurotiomycetes; Eurotiales; Aspergillaceae. The record is from RefSeq and is a predicted model, not a curated record. The transcript is spliced from 4 exons. The coding region runs from base 1 to 729 and encodes 242 amino acids.
AUGGCUGACCAGUUGCAACAGAUCUUGGUGGCUGCCGUUGCCCAAACCCUGCAUGACGCCGGCAUUCUCGCUGCCCUCUGGGGCGAGCACGCUUUGCAUGUGUUCGGAACCGGAGAUCGUCCAUAUGCAAUCCGAUUCAUUAUCGAAGACGACGAAAUGGAGAAGGCAUACCAAACCCUCGGGGGCCACCCUCCUCCCGCAGAACACUUGUAUCCCCCGUCUCAUAUUGGCCAGCUGAAGGGCUCAACAGUUAACCUGCACAAAAAGUCUGACUUUCUCUGGUUCUUUCCCAGAUUCGAACUUGGCCCCGUUGAAGGAGAUAGCUCCUUCUUCACGACAGCGUCUGAGGUCGCUCGGAAUUCUAAUGUGAAGGUCGACGACAGCAACAAACAUCUUUUUGGGAAAGUCAUUGUUGCUAAACCCAUGAAAUUUGCCGAAGCUCUUAUUUACCUCAGCUGUCGCGACGCCGAGUUCCCGGGGGCCAAGAGCCUGUGGACUUACUGGUUGUCAUGCUUACGGGGAGAAAUGAGCCAGGGAGACCCAUCUGGUUUGCCCGAGUGUAUGUGGCCAGCGUGGGAAUGGGCAGUUAGCAAUCAAAUGAGGCAUGGUCCAUGGUUUGAAGGCCUGGAGGAGUGUGCUGAAAAGCUCGAGGAGAUUGGAAUGCUUCCCAAGCAGCCACCCACCAUUCGAGAUACUUUACCUUUGCUCAACGUCUUCGCGCGCCAUUGA